AUGGGGCAAUGUGUGUCCCGGGAUCAACCGGGAUCAUACGCCUUCGCGCGGCAUUACGAUGCGGAGAGCUAUGCCAGUAGUGUAAGCGGAAGUACAAGGAAAGGUCACUCUGAGUCGAAGGGGGCAAAGAAACGUGAGAAAAGUACGAGUGGGAACGGCAACAAACCAACCCGCGGCGUCGCCACAUCUUUUGGUUUCCGACGAAGACCAGCAAGCAGUUCCCGAGCUGAUGAUAACGCGAGAAGGAAACAAAAACCUCAAGACAAAAAUGGAAAUGGCGGCUCGACUGAAGAUCUUAGAGCGGAGGAAGUAUUAUCGGGUCGAUCGACUCCACUCGCCCGACCGAGAAAGGAAACAUGCGGCCAACCUCUCCGUUCAAAUAGGUUCGGUUUCAGACAGCCAAACAGUAAAACAGCGAAGGUUAGUGACGUGAGCCUUGUCGCUGAGCACGCCUUCGCUCCGCCCAAAGACAAGGAGACGAUCAAUAACAAUGCUAUAGAAAAACGAAACCCAAACACCCACAACCUGCCGUUAAUAGCGACCCAAGUAUCUUCGACUGGCGUCACUAACAUCGUCAGUUCCACCGGAGUUCCAAAACCUGUCACAAAACAAACUGUCAUAUUGACGUACCAGCCGCAGCAAUUGUCCAUGCAAGAUGGUCGUAAGCCACGUUCAGAGCAGUCCCACGUUCGUGGUACGUCUGUUCCUCGCUCGGUGUCUGAAGCGAAGCCGCCAGGAAAAUACACCUUCCAGACGAAUCAGCUGCCUCGACCUCAGUACCCAGCCGUAAAGAACAUUGAUGCUAAAACUACUAAACAGGUUGUCAACAACACAAGAAAGGCCGGUGCUGUCGAUGGAUGGAGAGAAGGCACAGGAUCUGCGGUAUCCUGUGAUUCUGGAGUAUGGACGGGUGGUGAGGCGGAGCUAUCACCACGCUCUCGACGACGACCCCGAAACCUGGAGAUGGUGAUGAGAGGAACCCAUAACUUCCACCUCAGAGAAUUGCAAGUUGCUGAUCUUGAUAUCAUGGACGACGCUGUAGUAACUGGUCACGCGGUCAUUCCACUCCCAAAAUUACCAAGUUCAUUUAACGAAGAGUCAUCACCAGAGUAUGAAAUGCAAGAGCCUACAUUUGCUCCAACAUCGCCUAUAACAACAAAACCCGCAUUUAUCGAACCAGUGCAAAGAGAUGACUCACCUAUGUCCACUCUAGAUCGAUACAGGAAUAAAAGUAGGCCUAGCAGAAUCCAAACAAACAUCGAAUUCAAAGAUGAAGAGAAAUUUGUCCUAGACAGAGCACAGCCUGAAAUACUUAACAAACAGAAAUCCUUUAUAAAGUCAUCAAGUGGAAUAACAUCACCAACUGCAGUUGAUUCAAGCAAAGAGUCGAGUCCGUCUUGUAAGAGCGAAGCAAGUCAUUUCGGUAAUAGUAGUGCUUGGCAAAGUCAUGCUGCAGGAGAGGCAAUGGCAACGAGAUCACAAGACGAUGUUUCGUUAGCACUCAGUGUAUCAAGCUGCGAAGAUGACAAAUCCAAAGUGGAAACAAAGGAAACAGUUCCUGAAUCCGAAGUGCCCAUUAAAACGAUAGUAAUCGCUGAUGAGCCUCCCGUUCCACAUCCAUUACUGAUGAAAUCACUAACCCUGAGUCAACAUGACGCUCUCCGUGGAACUAUGAUGGGUUCUAUGACAGGAUCAAAUUAUAGCACGACAAGCACAUGCACAAACCAGAGUACUGAUCAACAUACUCUAACCCUUACAUUGGAGGAGUCUAAAUUCGAUUUGUCAGCUUUAGAAACAUCAACCCAAAGUCUUCUUGAUGAUGAAACAUCACCAGCUGAUAGUUUGAUAUCAUCAACGAGUACUAGUGACUCGAAUAAUGACUUACACGUUGAAAGGGACGCUCCAUCCAUAUCAAGUGCAUAUCAAACUGCUAACACCAAAACUAGGUCUCCUGAACCCAUAAUAGAGGAGGAUGAUAGAGUGGACGGUGAAGCCUUGCUGCCUGUGAAAGAGGGAAGUAACGGAAGCGGCGACACCAGCAGUAAGGAUACUCCUCCAUCCCCCGGAACACCCACGCAUGCUUCAGGAUCGCUCUCACUUUCUGACGGAAGAGACUUUUUUGAUGAUGAAAUAGCCGAUCAACCAGCGCUACUCUUUAGAAAAAACAACCAAGGAAGUCCAUCUGUCAAGCGAGCAGACUCAGACAAACAAAGGCGAACCAGAGAAAAAAUUACCUCAAGUCCUCAAGCUCAGCGGAGUCGAAAAAUGGGUGGUAGUCGUCAUCCUACCGAGCGUACUCCAUCCCUGGACACGCUCUCCAGCCUCGCAUCUGAUGACCUCAUGAUGGACAAUGAUUUAGCCAGGUCCAUCACCAGCCUACAGAGCGUUGAUGAUUACAUUGAGAGACUGGAUAGUUCACUUCGUAGUGGAUUAAAUUCGUUGGAUGAGAGACAACUUCACCAAGAGCUAGCAUCGUCUAAGGCGGCUGUACGACAAUGGAGUCAAUUGUUGGAGAAAAAUAACCUUCUCGAUCGACAACUCGCUGCCAUGGCUCAAGGGAAGACUGACUCCAUGACUGGAAGUACCAAUAGUCUUAGCAAUAUUGGGUGUAAUCUGCCAGACAGUUUCUUUAGAGACAUCACUCGUAUAGCGGUACCGCCGCUGUACGAGGUUCUAUACAACUGGGCCAGUCUUCCAGUGCGCACAGCACGUUUGCUGCAACGUUCACGUACUCAAACACCAUCAGAUGCCGGUAUUUCAGACGGGAGCACAUCCCCUGCACCAGCGCCCUCAUCAUUACUUCAAGAUGUCGUCGACAUCAAAACCCUUCUGUUGCAACUCAAGAGGGUAUUACAAGAGCCAGGGGAGGAGCAUCAUUCGAUGAGUAGCGAAACUCUCGACCCGUUGCUAGCGGCGUGCGCGGAGAGUCCCGCGCGCGGCAACGGGCGCCGCCUCCCCGCCUCGCCGCUGCACCCUGACGCUUGUGCUGAGAUGAGACGCCAAAUAGUCUACUUACAGGGUCAGUUGGAGGAGAGAGAUCGGUUGGUGCGUGUGUUGCAACAACAGAUGCUGCGUAUGGCUGAGAACCAUGAGCCGAGAGUUGAUGACACCUGCAACGUCGCCACACAGACCGAUCGAUUGCGGCCACCUAUCGGCAGCUCGCUAGCGAGUUCUGAAAAUUCCGGUUUAGUGAGUUGGAAUGAACAAGCUAGUGGAAGGAAGCUGCCGUAUAGUGAAGCACAAAAGACAAAAAGGCCUGUUAAUAAUGGGACCGUGAAAUGUCAGUGCGGUGCGAGGAAAGUGAACGGACAAUUAGACGAAAACAGACAGACGGACAAAAUUACUGACAAGCGGGACUCUGUUCUGCUGAAACCUAACAGUCGGGUUGGAUCUAAAUACCUUCAAGCAUUAAACAACACAGACAAUAGAAGAUAUAUCAAACGAGAUUCAUCUCUCAACGAUAGAUAUGAACGACGAAGCCUGUACUCCUCACGUUCCAAAUCGAUAGAGAAUUUCCACAACCAGCAUUAUCUAUCCACAGAGCCUUUACUUUCCAAAACAGCGGUUAUCGAGGAGACCUCCAUAAAACAUCACACUUCCUAUGGAGAUCUUUACAAUGGAAGGAUCAGUAGCAAGGAGAGUGUAAACGGGAAUAGACACAGUCCAAGUCUCGGUCAGUCCACAGACACGGAUUAUAGUUCAGAUGGAGGAUACAAGUCUUUGCCAUCUUCUAUUAACUACAGUACGUCACCCAAAAAAGUAAGCGGAAUACCGCGGAGGUCUUACGAACAAAAAUUUAAUUCACCGAAACAAAUCAGGGCGAGCGCCAUUUAA
Molecule: messenger RNA, 3834 nt
Organism: Danaus chrysippus (African queen)
Lineage: Eukaryota; Metazoa; Arthropoda; Insecta; Lepidoptera; Nymphalidae
Source: the annotation of a GenBank genome assembly